CUCAAUUUUAUUUUAGAAAGCAAAAGCAAACGAUAAGGUUAGAAUACCAAACUGCAAUAAUAAAACGCAAAUAAACAAUUGAAUUAAAUAAAAUUAUAAACAAUAAAAAUGAGUAAAGGAGGUAGACCAUGUCAUGAUUAUUGGGAAAGAGGACAAUUUAUACGACAAACAAGAAAUGAUAAAUUAGUUGCAGCAUGUGCACUUUGUGAUAAAGUAUUGUUAAAUACAUCACAGUCAAGAUUACAACAACACAGAAAUGUUUGUCCAAAAGAUCAUGAUUCAAAAUUAUCAUCACCAAUUAUUAUUAAAAAUAAUCCAAUAAAAACAGGAGUAAGCUCAUCAUCAUCAUCAUCGUCAGUAGCUGUUCCAAAUGGUAUUUUUAUCAAUGGAAUACCAGUUAAUUCAUCAGCUGAUAAUUUACAAUAUAUUGUUGUUCCUGUUAAUUCAAAUAUGCAACCAAUUGAAAAUGAAGAAAUGGGUAAUAUUAUUAAUCAAUUACCAAAUAGAAAACGUAAAGCUGAUCAAGCAAAUAUCAAGACAUGGAUAGAUAGUAUCACAAAUGAAGAUCAAAAAAAAGCUGAUAAAUUACUUCUUAAAUUUUUGUAUUCAUCAAAUCUUCCAUUGGGAAUAUUGGAAUCAGUGCAUUUUAUGAAUUUUGUCAAAGCUUUGAGACCAGCAUACAGAUUACCAACUUCUGAAGAUACGUAUGAAAUUCUUGAUGAAAUAAUGGAAUAAUUAUUAAUUAAUUUAGCUUUUUUUUUCAUAAAUUAUCUACUUAUAUGUAUCUUUUUUUUAAAUAAUAUUG
Messenger RNA from Aphidius gifuensis, 805 nucleotides. RefSeq lists its product as uncharacterized. Lineage: Eukaryota; Metazoa; Arthropoda; Insecta; Hymenoptera; Braconidae. The record is from RefSeq and is a predicted model, not a curated record. The transcript has 2 exons. The coding region runs from base 109 to 735 and encodes 208 amino acids.